AUGGCUUUAAACGACGAUCUUGAAUUUCCUUUCGGCUUCUUGGACUCGCUAGAAACUUUUAAUGCUGUCACGGAGUGUCAGGAAAAUCCUUCGUUGUUGGUGUCACAAAAUGAGCACAGUGAUAUAGUUCCAUAUAUCCCUGUCUCUGCUGCCACAAAUGAUGUAUAUCCACCAUCAUUGAUGGAAUAUCCUCGCACUGAUCAAGAGAUGUUAACAAGAAAUCCAAGCUUUGAUCAAGAGAUAGUAACACAAAAUCAAAGCUUCCAUCUGGUGGACGAUUAUUCUAGAUCUACCAACGCAUUACAAUUAUCUCUGAACGUGCCAUCAUGUACAUUCCCCAAUGGCCAAAGAGAAAGUGUAUACAGUGAAAACUGUAUGCUAACCCCGACCGAUAAGGCGAUGAUGAGCACUAGACUACAAUCAGUUGGUUUACAGGAUGGAUAUGUAAACCAAAGCUAUCAACAACCUUUGAUGUCGGAAACAAAUGAUAACCUCUUUAACAAUCCAUAUGUUUCAACAAUGAUGGGGAGUAAUGUACAACAAGUGGAAAGAAAUAAUGGACUUGCAAAUUUCAAUUCUAUAUAUGACCUUCGAGAAGAACAUCAUCUUCCUUCUUUGUACAUAUUCGUCUUCUAA
Messenger RNA from Eruca vesicaria subsp. sativa (arugula), 636 nucleotides. Lineage: Eukaryota; Viridiplantae; Streptophyta; Magnoliopsida; Brassicales; Brassicaceae. The record is from the annotation of a GenBank genome assembly.